GGUCGGCGCGGCGCCUCGUCCGCCUUAACCGGGAGGCGCGCGCGGCCGCGGCCUGUGGGCUCGCGUCUUCUCCGGGAGCGCGCACGCGCCUCUCCUCUCUCUCUUUUGUCCUCACCUGGCUGAGGCGGGCGGCGUCAUGGAAGAGCAGAAGGAAGCUCUGCAAAGGAUUAUUUCCACACUGGCACACAAAAAUGAUGAAAUCCAAAACUUCAUUGAAACACUAAACCACACAGUGAAAGGUGUACAGGCUAAUUCUUCUAGUGUAAUAAGUGAGCUGGAUGAGGAGUUUGAUGGCUUGUACUCCAUACUAGACGAGAUGAAGGAGAGCAUGACUACCAGUAUCAAACAAGCAGAAGCUCAUAAAACCCAAGAACUACAGAAUCAACUCAGUCAAUGUAGUAAUGCCCUUGAGAACGCUGAAGAAUUGCUAGAGUUUGCUGCACGGUCACUGGACGUAAAGGACACGGAGGACUUUUCAAAGGCUGCCAGACAGAUCAAGGAUAGAGUUACAAUGGCGCCAGCAUUUCGUCUCUCUUUGAAACCCAAAGUGAGUGACAACAUGACACACUUGAUGGUGGACUUCUCUCAAGAAAGGCAAAUGCUCCAAGCUCUAAAGUUCUUGCCAGUUCCCAGAGCUCCAGAGAUCGUUCUAGCAGAUUGCCUUGUAGCGGAUAACUCUAUAACAAUAUCCUGGCAAAUGCCAGAAGAAGACAACAAAAUUGAUCAUUAUGUGCUAGAAUACAGAAAAACCAAUUUUGAUGGACUUCCUCGAGUAAAAGACGAGCGGUGCUGGGAAUCUAUAGACUACGUUAAGGGCACUGAAUACACCUUAUCAGGUCUAAGGUUUGAUUCAAAAUUCAUGAACUUCCGUGUCAGGGCUUGUAACAAGGCUGUGGCAGGAGAAUAUUCUGACCCAGUGACUUUAGAGACCAAAGCUCUUAUUUUCAAUCUGGAUGGUUCCUCAUCUCAUCUUAACUUGAAAGUUGAAGAUUCUUACGUUGAGUGGGAUUCUACGGGAGGCAAAGGCCAAGAAAACAAAAUAAAAGGAAAAGAGAACAAAGGCAGUGGCCAGAUAACCCUCCUGAAGAACAAUACAAGAAGUGGAACUCCAUCUCCAAAACGGGCCUCUGUUAGUUCACGCUCCCCAUUGAUACGAGGCAGCAGAGAUCGGUUUACUGGGGAAUCAUACACAGUGCUGGGCGACACUGCUAUUGAAAGCGGACAGCACUACUGGGAAGUGAAAGCCCAGAAAGACUGUAAAUCCUAUAGUGUGGGAGUGGCAUAUAAAAGUUUGGGGAAAUUCGAUCAACUGGGCAAGACUAGUACAAGCUGGUGUGUCCACAUCAAUAACUGGCUUCAGACUACCUUUGCAGCCAAACACAAUAAUAAGGCAAAGGCAUUAGAUGUCGUAUUUCCAGACAGAAUAGGCGUCUACUGUGACUUUGAUGGAGGUCAGCUUUCAUUCUAUAAUGCAAGCACAAAGCAACUGUUGUAUACCUUCAAAACAAAAUUUACCCAACCGCUGUUACCAGGCUUCAUGGUCUGGUGUGGUGGUCUCACAGUAACAACCGGACUGCAGGUGCCAACUGCUGUAAAAACACUACAGAAGAGCGAAAAUGGAUUGAGUGGUUCAGCUAGUAGCCUAACCAACGUUGCCCAGUGAUUCUUCUGCUAUCGGCUAACUAAUUUUUGGCUGCAGUUAGAAUGAAGAAAAGCCUGCAAGCAGUGGUUUUGUAUUCCUGAUGCUUCUGUACCCUGAGCACUAAUUUUUACUGAAUACUUGAGGCUGAAUGGAAUACCGGCAGUAGCAUACCGUGAAUCUACAGUGUAAUAGGAAAUAGACUGAUUUUUUUUAAAGGAGAGGUAUUGAGGUUGUGGCUACAACUAUGUGAUUCUUUCUAUUAGACUGAACUUGAUUACUUGUCUUAUGGCUGCUUCACCCUUUCAGUAUGAUGUAAGGACAAGUAUGAUCUUAGUCUAAAAUCCUCAUUGCUUUCCUUCUCUUGUAAAUUUCCUAACUGUGCCUCUUAGCCUUGAGGAAAAAGUAGAUGAAAGGGGGGUGCUACACCAAAGCUUUAAAAAUGAGAACCUACUGGAGCUAGUUUGAAUUUAUAGAAUUUGAUAUAAUGGGAAAAGGAAAAAGUUGCGUAUUCUUAGUUUUGAUUGCUGUACUUCAUUCAAGAUAGAGGGUAUACUAUCAGACAUCAUGGCUUACUUUGACAAGGUUUACCUAACGUGUGCAGAUAAUACAUUCUAAACUUAUUUUUGGUGUAGUGUCCACUUGCCACGCAGAAUGCUGUGUGGAAUAGGACAUCUAAUUAUGAAAGAUAACAAUAUCGUGGACUAGUCAGAUUAGGAAAGUUUUGAAGGACUGCCACUUUCCCCUUUUAAAAUCUCUAGGGUGUUCUACAAUUAGAGAGUAAAGUAACUUCUUUAUCCAGUCUCUCCAGUGGGGAUAAGUCUCUUUAAUGUACCUGAAUGGACGGAGAUCAUGAUGAAUUUAAGACUAUACUCUUUUUUGGCAUGUACUUGUACGCUGAAUCUCUUUGCAUUUUUGUAGUAUGUGUCCUGAAAAUGGUGCCUAAUUGAAUUGGAGUGUAUAAUGGAUCAGCUCGUAGAUGCAUAAAAUACAUUAAAUUGAGACCGCAACGUAUCAUGCAUUGAAACCUAUAAACCCUGCGUGAUCUUGUGGAUUGUUCUGUCCCAUUUUUUUAAUCGCACCUUCAUAAUUCCCUUCUUACUUCCUUGGUGUCAGAAGGGAUUACGAAGGCCAUGCAUUGAAAGUUAAUGCUCCGCGCUAGCGUGCUUCCUUCCCAGUGCUUCAGCUUGGCUCCUAGUGACUUCAUCAGUAUGUAUGCAUUUGAUUUUUUUUAAAACAUAGGUUUUCUGUGAAUUUGUUGACUGACUUGAACAUUUUACACAAGUAUACAAAGCAAACUAUUUUUGUAACUGUUUUUGAGAAAUUAAUACAUUUUGCCCUUCAUAGAAAAGUUAAACUACAAUUUGGACGUCUAUUUAAAAAUAUGUACUGUUCAGCAAAAGUCGAUAUACAGGCUUUCAUUUUUUCAUGAUUUUCCUCUUGCAAAAGAUUUCCCUGACAACAGUGAGGACUUACGUCAACAGAAUUCAAGCUAUUUGUCCCUUUAAACGCCUAAUUUAAAUAUGGAUUCUAGCAAAGAACCAAUAAGGUCCCACUUCAUACUGCAAGAGUCCUACACUUUAGCGAUACCACUCUGUUUGUGGCACAACCUCUUUGCACACUUGUGAGAAAAAUGAGGAUGUUUUGAAUAGCUGUUUUUGUUUCAUGCCUGUUAAAUAAAUGCCAGCUACUAUUUGGGAGGGAGGACUGUAGCACUUCUGAAGUUUUACUGGUGCAAUCCUAUGGAGAGUUACUCCAGUCUAAGCCUAUUGAAGUCAAUGGGCUUAGACUGGAGUAACUCUCCAUAGGAUUGCACUGUAAAUAUUGUAAAUAAGCUCCUAAUUAAUCUGUAUCCAACUACUCCUAAAACUGGAAUAACCAUUUAGGUAUAAAGUACUUGCUUUAUUUUCCCCUUUACUACUAUAAACGGUUAAUAUACGCACUGCUGGCUUAACAACACAGCUGCAUAAGGAAAGUCUACAAGCUACCAAGUGUGGCUUUCAAACCUGAAUAGACUUCAUAUUUCAGAAUCGAUUACAUAUGCAACUUCCAAUUAUGCAGACUUUUUGUGAACUUUUUUCACAACUUGGCUGAUUUGCAACUGUUAGUCUAGAUGCCCUGUUAUGAAAGCAUAAAUUAAGAGAAGCACUAAUUAAGAGAAGCUUUUUAUCAUUAUAGGAAGGGUCAUUACUGUGAAAUAGCCCGGGGCACAGUGCUUGGUUCACUUGCUGCUUAACAGGGUAGUCCCUUAUUCGAGGAAAUGCCUUAAGCACUUUAGAUAUUUUUUUUCUUAUAUCUUUGAGCUAACUAUCCUCAGUUGGUUAGUCCUGUGGCAAGCAUGCAGAUAUCUAGUGCAAUUGAGCAAUGCGUUUACUCAACUGGAAUGCUUUUUGUUGGUUCUUCAGGUGGAGACAUGUUAUGUAAUCUAACAAACAAGGUGUAGUGUUUCCCCAGUGUGUACAUAAUUUUGUUGACUUGCCCAUUGUAAAAUUUAAAAUAUUUUUGUAUUUGUAGCUAAUGAAGACUUCUGUGUAUAUUUGCGGGGUGGGGAGGCUGACAACUAAAUGUGUGUAUUUAGUUUGCAGAAAUCAUGGAAUUUUCACUUAGUGUAACACAAUUAUGUAACUUUUAAUACAGUGGCAAACUGAAUAUUUAGUUAUGUUUAAAUUCAGCAUAAUGUGACCUUUCCGGAAACUGAAAGAGCAGUUUAAAAGCCAAGCUAUGCCACACAAACAAUAGCAUGAAAGACCUCAAGACUUUUUUUAUGUUGGCAGAGGCUGAAAAUCCAGAUUAUUUCAGAGUAAUCGAGCUAUUCUGUUCUCUGAUAGCUACAGGAAUGUCCUUUACAUUAUUAAAUAUAGGAUUAUCAUUGUUUCAUAUGUGUCCUGUCUGCUAGGACUGGGUUCUGUAUGGGGGGUAUAAAACAGCCACUGCCUGCUUUUGAGUCAAGCCCAUAAUCUGGUUAACAUCUGGCACUAAUUAUGUUAUUUGAUGUGGUAUUUUAGCUGGACUGUUCGGUGUGAUGGGCACACUUAACUGACCUAAAUUUCGUUCUCUUUUUCCUUGGCAUUGAAAUGAAGUGUUCUGGAACAUCUGUUCCUCAGUUCUGUACAAUGGGCAUUUUCUACAUCUCUUCAUCAUAAACCCGACCCUUCAGUUUUCACCACCAGUACGGUUCCAUUUGUUUAGUUCUCAGCACCCAUAAGCACUUCUGCAUACGUGCCUUUAAAGCAAACGGUUCCAUAUCAUUCCUCUUCUCACGGCAUAGAUGUUGAAAGACUAGAAUGCGUAGUAAUACGUUCUCACACUGAUCGUAAUCAAGGAAAUGGCACAUUGGCAGUACCUCAGGUAUUCAGUCACCCGGUUGUUCAUUCUUUAUCCUUGUCAAGAAUCCGAAGACUACAAUCCAAUCUGCCAUAGCAACAUUGUACCACUGGGGUGCCUUAGAGCAGUAUUUUUUAUUUGCCGUGUCUCUAAUUCAAACAUGUCUCUCAGAGGUUUUGUAUUAAAUAAACAUUUCAAAAAUUA
Molecule: messenger RNA, 5167 nt
Organism: Eublepharis macularius
Lineage: Eukaryota; Metazoa; Chordata; Lepidosauria; Squamata; Eublepharidae
Gene: FSD1L
Product: fibronectin type III and SPRY domain containing 1 like
Exons: 14
Coding region: 137-1663 (508 amino acids)
Molecular function (GO): protein binding
Source: RefSeq, a predicted model, not a curated record